AUGUUCGCCGUUCGGAGGUGGUUUACGCGCCAGCGCCUCAGCACGGAUGUUGAGUCUCAGCGAAGCCUUCUCGAUGGAAGCUCGGCCUCGUCUAAUGACGGUGCUUCUACCAUCUCAACUACUGCGCGAAAAGACCGGAACGCUGAGUUUCCUCGCGGCAAACGGGUGACUAAACGGUGCCGCCUAUACUUCCGCAUCAUCGCGGCAUUCCAGGCUUUCAUCCUAAUUGUGAGCGCAGUCGUGGUAGAAGGGACGAUCAAUAUCAACAACCUCGAUAUGAACCGAGGUGAUUUCCGAACGUCGAGUCAGUUAAUGGCCUUUGUCGUCGGUAUCAUCUCAGCAGUCCCCGUAUUUUGGGAAUGCCUCAUCAUGGCUCCGAUGAGAUGGGUCAUGUCCAAAAGGAAGAAGUCGAACCCCCUUCCUGCGACUUGGUAUGGCCGCCCUACCCGCCUCGAGUCGGUCGAUACUCUAAGGGACCUUCCUCCUAUCCCACCAGUGCCUCCAGUUCCCCAGGAGCUGCGAAUGACUUCGGCAAACGUGGUAUGA
Parascedosporium putredinis is the source of this 546-nucleotide messenger RNA. The record is from the annotation of a GenBank genome assembly. NCBI's taxonomy places the organism in Eukaryota, Fungi, Ascomycota, Sordariomycetes, Microascales, Microascaceae.